ACACAAAAACAAGUAAUGGAGACUGAAGAGACUUCCAAGUCAUUACAGAAACCAUCAGAAGACAUCUGCACAACCAUUGUUCAACUCCAGGAUGAAAAAGUAGCUGAGGGGCCAACAGUUCCUGAAGUUUCUCCUAGUCCAAGCUGCAAAUAUAUUGUGUGCAGGUUACUACUGCUCUUAUAUCCUAUGCUAGUGAUUAUCAUCAUCUUCCUCACUGUGUACCAACAGGCUUACCCUAUAUGUCUAGUGGGCUGGGUACACUUCAGAUCCAAGUGUUACUUCUUCUCCACCAAUGAAAUGACCUGGCAGUCAAGCCACAGCGAGUGCAUGGCAGAGCGUGGGCACCUGGUGAUUAUAGAAAGUGCAGAGGAGCAGGCAUUUUUAAAAAAUGAAAUUAAUGUCACAGGAGGUAACAACAAAGGGUAUUGGAUUGGCCUGUCUGAUCAGGAAAGUGAAGAUAAAUUUCUCUGGGUUGACAACAGACGUCUUAACCCAAAAUAUAGCUUCUGGGGCAAGGGCUAUUCUAACAAUCAAUCUGAAGACUGUGUUCAAAUAGGGAUAAAUGGAAACUGGGAUGACUGGCAUAUCUCCACCUGUGAAACUCCAAGAAAAAGAAUUUGUGAGACCCCCGCAGAGCUGCUUCAUAUCUAGACCACUGUUAGACAUUGCAGACCUAUGACAUGGUUGCCAUUGUCUACUAUUUGAUCUGGACACUUCAAUAGUUACUUGAUACACCUCGCCGGGAGCAGGGUGCCGCCAACAUACUGUGUAGUGUGCUCCUUUUUACAAUAAAGUGCUAUGACCUUUUUA
Messenger RNA from Polypterus senegalus (gray bichir), 810 nucleotides. Its product is annotated as C-type lectin domain family 4 member E-like. The record is from RefSeq and is a predicted model, not a curated record. Lineage: Eukaryota; Metazoa; Chordata; Cladistia; Polypteriformes; Polypteridae. The coding region runs from base 16 to 651 and encodes 211 amino acids. The transcript is spliced from 5 exons.